AUGAAAAGCGCUUUUAGAAGUCUAGCUAUAAUUAUAAGCAUUUCUUUACUAGGAUAUUUUGAGCUUUCCAAUGCAGCAGAGAACCAUAUGGAAGAGUGCAUAGAGGAGUCUAUUGAAGAGUAUAAAGAAGUAAUAUGCCAAUACACAGACAGCAGAAUAGAUGCAAUGCACGCAUGCAUCGCAGAUAUAAUGAAGAGUUACAAACAGAUGCAGACGUCCAAUCUAUGCAGCAAAAUUCCAGACCCAAUUAAAACCUCAUUUGACCUCUUAGAGAUGUUUUAUGAAAGCCCUACAUGCGAAAUAAAGCAGAUCCUUAGAGAGAUGCGCAGCACACUUUGCGAGAUGGAAAAUAUAAUAGAGACAAGCGAGAUAGAAGAAAUAUGCAUAGAUAAAAUUAAGUAUGCACACUCUGUUAUACGCACAAUUGGAGAGGACAUAUCUGAGCUGAUUCAGUUCUACAUAAUACUGGAUAUAAACAUAAAUCGAAUGCAAGAGUUUAUUAUGCAGGGAAGUCUUGGGUAUAAAUGA
Messenger RNA from Nematocida ausubeli, 528 nucleotides. RefSeq lists its product as uncharacterized. The record is from RefSeq and is a predicted model, not a curated record. The transcript has a single exon. Bases 1 to 528 code for a protein of 175 amino acids. Lineage: Eukaryota; Fungi; Microsporidia.